Molecule: messenger RNA, 840 nt
Organism: Penicillium soppii
Lineage: Eukaryota; Fungi; Ascomycota; Eurotiomycetes; Eurotiales; Aspergillaceae
Exons: 3
Coding region: 1-840 (279 amino acids)
Source: RefSeq, a predicted model, not a curated record
AUGAGCGCAAAUUCCAGUGCGGCUCCCGACGCCUGGGACGACUCGUGGGAAAGCCAAGCAGAUAAAUUAGACUCGCAGUCUACCCCGCCGUCCGAAAAGAAAGUCUCGUCCAAAGUGACAAAGGCACAACGCAGGGCACAACAGGCAGAAUUCAACCGACAGUUGUGGGCGGAAGCGGAAUCCCCAGAGACGUUCCACUUCGUCGAAGCGCGCGCCGAUGUCCCCCUCAAGCAGGAUAUCAAACCAGCAGUCACAUUGUUGAGUCGUAAUCGUAAGCCGCACCUUGUGAAACGACAAUCAUCCUCUCCGGGCACAAUCGAUGCUGCAACCGCUGGACUUGGUCAGCUUGGUAUAGAAUACGAUGACGACUCGGAUGAUGACAACAAGCCGCCCGAGCCAACGCCCGAGGAGCGCCAUGCCAUUGCACUCAAGAACCGAGAGGAGAAGCAGCGGAAGUAUGAAGAGGUGCGCGAACGCCUGUUCGGAAGUCCAUCCGCUACAGCUUCGGGUACGUCGUCGCCUGGCAGUACGACCCCGCCUCGCCAGAACCAAAUUCAUUCAGGAGAAGGUAGAGGCCGAGGAAAAGGUCGUGGCGGAGGAAGAGAUAACCGCGAAAAGAGGGAUUCUUCGUCGGCAUCGAGCAAUUCUAGACAUCAUCUCUACGAUCCAGCUAGCCCGGUUAAGUCAAAUGCACCAUUUGGACAGAGAGGUGGCCGUCCUCAGCUUGAACGGAACAGCUCCGACCCUCAAGCUCCUCAGCAACCGCUACGCAGCCCUCGGGGCCCUGAUUCAAGUGGAAGAGGUGGCUUCAAUUUCAAUCGUGGUGCUCGAGGAGGCUAA